AUGCCGCCACGGCCCUUCCCGUAUCCUUUGCGCGUCGGCGUUGACAUCUGUAGUGUUUCACGUGUUCGCGCGAUCAUUUCACGGCCUUACAAUGGCUCAAGAAGAUCGCCUUUGCAACGAUUCUUGAGCAGGAUCCUCACACGUCCUGAAUGUCGUUAUUUCUGGGAACGAUUUGGGACUGCCGAUGACGUCUCUGAAAAGUUCGAUGCUGUUUCCCAAUUUCUGGCAGGCCGAUUUGCCGCCAAAGAGGCUUGCCGCAAAGCAUGCGAUCACCUGGACACAAACAGCAGGGGUCUGCAUCAUAUUGUGAUACUCCCCGUCGUCCUACCAGCUCACAAUAGCAAGAACUCCUCCCCGCCUCAAGGCUUGAUCCUGGACAGCCUUCUGCAGGACCAACAGAAGACUGAAGACUCCGACGGCGGUCGAGAUCCUGCGGAGAAUACUUUAUCAGAAUCCUGGGACUUGCAUCACAUUAACGGUCAGCUAUGCGAAAUCAGCAUUAGCCACGACGGAGGCUUUGCGACAGCUGUCGCGAUUGUUCCCUCGAUGAAGCCAGGCUCUGUAUUUAAGGAUUCCGACGUGUGCAUCAAACAGCAGGAGUCUACAUUGUUUGCAUCAAUAAGCAAUUUUGACACUGUUCCGGCAGCGGCUGAGUCAAUGAUCGACAGAUUGCUCACCAAAAGGUCCGAAGAUCUUCAACGCCGCAGCGCGAUUCUUGACAAAAUUAUGCAGCUCCAAAUUGAGGAGCAAGGGAUUUCCCAACGCGAACAGACAAUUCUUGGUACUAGCACGCCAGAAGAGAGACGACGAUUGGAAAAGAUGCUCGGUGUCAUAGACAAGCUUUAA
Molecule: messenger RNA, 846 nt
Organism: Dothidotthia symphoricarpi CBS 119687
Lineage: Eukaryota; Fungi; Ascomycota; Dothideomycetes; Pleosporales; Dothidotthiaceae
Exons: 3
Coding region: 1-846 (281 amino acids)
Molecular function (GO): holo-[acyl-carrier-protein] synthase activity; magnesium ion binding
Source: RefSeq, a predicted model, not a curated record